UGAAGUUUUGUUUCUGUCAAUGUCUGGCACAUGGCAACCUUGAACAUGUGGUUGAUCUCUAUUGUAUUUACAUAUACAGCGACUCUGGUAUUAGUCCACUCGGGAGAAGCUGCAAGUAUCCACGCUAGCAAUAAGUCUUAAAGUGUAUUGGAAACACUGAAAUCACAUCCCCUGCCCUCCAUCCAGAUGGAAAUAAGAGAAUAGAUGGCUUCCUGAGAGGACACCAGAGCUCCUUAGAUUUAGUAUUUGCUUUGUCGUAGCUUCUAGGCUCUGCACUGCAUGAGAUGACUCAGCUGUGCAUUUAUUGUAUGAUUUUACCAAAAUAAAAGUUUCUGAUGCAAAUUCCUUACAAUCGAGCAUGAUUUGUUAAGUGUUUCAUGUAGCAGAAAUUCGGUCAAGCAUUUGUAAUGGCUGCUCCUCAUGUGAUCUAAACUCAGUGGAGUUGUUUGACAUUUAGUUGAUGCCAGUUUAUUUACAAAAUAGAAACUCUUUCUUUACUUAGUGUCCCUUGUCUUAUUUCCUCUGCUUACAGUGGGCUUUACAGUGAUGCUGCAUUUGCUGGUACUUGGGGACUCAAGUGUUAAUCAACUCUUGUUUUUUUUUUUUGCUCGCCCCAGAUCAUUUCCGCUGUCAAAGUGAUAACAGACUAGUAGUAAAGGACUAGACUGACUGAAAAUAUGUAUAAAAAUAUACAUAUUGAUGAACUGCCAUUUGUAUAAAACAAUGUAAGAUUACUCAAAUUAUUAAAUGAAGCAUUCUUCCUAAAAGGGCAGGUGGUAGUUGGAACGUGUGUCAGAUGCUUUAGGGUGAACUGUGCCAGUAGCUCAACUAAUGGUGUCAAACUUCACAUUCAAAUGAAAUAAAAUUAAACGCCCCAAAACACCAGUUGUUUCAUGGUUAAAUAUUCUGAAUCUGACAUGUGGUGUUUUAUUAAUAUCUUUAAGAAAAUUGUAAUAAUAUACAGCAAAAUAAGACUUUGGGACUGGACAGUGAUUUUAUUUUUGUGCUGUAUAAACACAUUUUUGAUAAAUCCUUACGUUUACCAAUAAUUCAUCUUAAACAUGACACUGCUGAAGCCAGAUGAGUCCUAUUUAAAAAAUGAAAAAUUCUGUUAUUUUUUCAAUGUGACCCCAUUGUCCCCUAACAUGAAAUCCAGGUGGUAGAAGGUUCUCCAAUGAAAGGUGUUAACAUACUUGCAGAUGUUUCCUGAAACGUUUACAUUAUGGUACAGUAUCUCAUGACCACCGGUUUAUAUAAGAAGAUUGCAGCCUGUAAUCUGUAUGUACUAUUGAGGCCCAGCGGGUCAUUUCUACUCGCUUUGAUUUCAGAGUACUGCUUUAAACGCUUAUAAUCCCAGGAUUUUUCUGCCAUUAAGUGAUGGCUGUCUGAAGGGGAGCGCUGAUGAUAGUGGAUGUGUGCACAUACAAACAUUCAUAUUUUCUCUUGGAGCGAAGCAGUACAGACAUAGUCAUGGUGGGCAAACUUAUGGAUUAACUUUUAUUAGUUGUCUGUGCAGGAGAACCUUUACUGAACAUGCUUGACAGUGGAAAUGCUUAAGUUAAUUUAUCUUAAAAAUCCACAGUUGAGAGGAACCAGUGAUGCGUUUCAUCGCUAUUGCUGUGUACUUCCUCCUCCUCCUCCUCCCUCCUCAUGCCCUGGCCCUGUGGGCCUGCACGCGCUCUUGCCCUCCCAGUUGCACGUGUUCUCAGGAGAAGCGCUGCAGUGUCCUGUGUGACCACGUCAACAUGAUGGACCUGCCCAAAGAGUUCCCCUGCGAGGCAUCCUCCAUCAACCUGGACAAGAACAGCAUCAAGUUUCUGUCCGAGCGGGCCUUUGGCACCCUGCCUUCACUCAAGACACUCUCGCUCAACCACAACAACAUCUCCUUCAUCACGCCGGGAGCGUUUAAAGGGCUGCCCAACUUGCUGGAGCUCAAGUUGGCCCACAACGAGCACAUCCGCUACCUGCACACUCGCUCCUUCACAGCAAUCAAACGCUUGGUGCGCCUGGACCUCUCUGACUGCAACCUGUUCAACAUGCCAGACCGCAUCUUCCUGGAGCAAAUCUUUCUGAAGGAACUGCUGUGUUUCCAAAAUAACUUUCGACGUGUUCCCGGGGCCCUAAGGGGGAUGGAAAACCUCACACACGUUUACUUGGAGCGCAACAAGAUUGAAGCGGUGGCCUACAACUCUUUGUUGGGCCUAACCAACCUCAAGUACCUCAACUUACAGGAGAAUCGCAUAAAUGUGAUACAUGAUGAGGCCUUCAAAGAUCUAGUGCGUCUGGAGAACUUCUACCUGAACGAUAAUCUGUUGGUCGACUUGCCCCAGCAGGCUUUCAAGGGCCUAAGCAACAUAAAAACGCUGAAUCUGGGUGGGAACGUGUUGACCAAUGUGUCCAAAACAUGGUUCAGUGACCUGGUGGAGCUGGAGGUGCUGUACCUGGAUCGAAACCGGCUGUCCUAUAUCGAGGAGGGCGCCUUUGAGAACUUGACGAGCCUCAUCACGCUGCACCUCAACAGCAACAAUCUGACGUCUCUGCCCUUCUCUGUCUUCCAGCCCAUCUAUUUCAUCGGCCACCUGUAUCUCUUUCGAAACCCCUGGGAGUGUACCUGCGACCUGGAGUGGUUGAGGGAGUGGAUGGAGAGUUAUAAGUUGGUGAGGGACGUUCCAUGCGCUUCUCCAUCUUCAGUAGCUGGCUUGGACCUGAGUGAAGUUGUCUACGCCCACCUGAACGCCACCUGUCUGGAUCCCCCGGAGCUCAACCUGACCACAUCUCCUCCUGAGUAUUCCACCGUGGAGAACAAGUUCAAUAGCCUCAUCUCCAAGCUUCUACAGCAGGAACUGAGGGAAGAGAUGGUCAACGUCACGGAUGGUCUGAGGAACGGCACCCAGCAGGACCUCGCUGAGAGUCAGGUUUCUUCUGGACAUGGACUGUUUGGUGCUCUUCCGACUGUGUCUCUUCUUGUGAUUCUUUUUCAAGUCCAGAUUGACUGCAUGAAUGCCUCUUGAGAGUCUGGUGAAUACCAGAAGGGACUGAAGUGCAUCCAAGAGUGGAAGUAAUUUUCCAUUAUGGGAAAUGUUUGGAUUUAAGACCGUGAUGAAAUGUUUGAUCUAUCUUGCCAUGGGCGGUGGUUUUUCUCAUGUUGAAUAUGAAAUUCUGGCGGAUAUAAUGGAGUUGGAGAUGAUCAUCUCUUUAAAUGAAUGGAAACUGGUCUUGAAGGGAAAGGAGCAUGUUUUAAGCAAAUAAGACUAAAGGACUUUUGUUUUGCCAGUGCAAAGGAUUCAUUAAAGUGUAACUGAGGGCCAUUUUGUGAGAACUGCAACUAGGCACGACGGUUUUUGUCAUUUUUUUUUAUCUAGAUUUGAUUUAAAACAUCUUAACGCGUCUAUAGUAUGAAUACAUAGUACAUAUUCUGUUGCAUAACUUUGUAACAUUUGUUGUGUAGGAGAUUUAUCUGAUAUAACUUCUCGCUAUCAUUUCACCAGAUGGCAUAACACGCUGUCCUCUUUGUUUGGAUCAUUGAACUGGGUAAGGUUCCAGUUCUGGAAAAUGCAUUAGUCCUCCUAUUCUGUAAAGCUUAAGUGCACUCGGUAACAUAAGCUGCUUCAUAUUGUAACCAAAUGGAUUGGCUUUAUCACGGUGUUUCACAGUUAUAAUCAUAUAUCUUCACUAUACAGAGCACAACGUGCACAGAAGGAUGUUGUCAUAUUCUGACAUAGGCUUCUGAGCUACUAAAUAUAAAAUAUUUGAGGAAGAGACCUAGUAAUUGUGCUUUAAUACUGAUUUUUGUUCACUUGUGAUUGAGAUACUUUGAAUAAACUAAAAUCAUUGCAUAAAUAGUAAAAUGACUCCCAGGUGCAAAGUUUUGAAAGUGUGCUGUUGAAUCACUGAUGAAUGUUAAACAUUACAGUGGAAGUCUGGUAGUACUUUCACACUGAACA
Molecule: messenger RNA, 3944 nt
Organism: Sinocyclocheilus anshuiensis
Lineage: Eukaryota; Metazoa; Chordata; Actinopteri; Cypriniformes; Cyprinidae
Product: nyctalopin-like
Exons: 3
Coding region: 1599-3011 (470 amino acids)
Cellular component (GO): plasma membrane
Molecular function (GO): protein binding
Source: RefSeq, a predicted model, not a curated record